Messenger RNA from Nanorana parkeri, 1215 nucleotides. RefSeq names its product remodeling and spacing factor 1-like. The transcript has 8 exons. The record is from RefSeq and is a predicted model, not a curated record. Gene Ontology annotation, cellular component: RSF complex. Bases 1 to 1215 code for a protein of 404 amino acids. NCBI's taxonomy places the organism in Eukaryota, Metazoa, Chordata, Amphibia, Anura, Dicroglossidae. Gene Ontology annotation, biological process: regulation of DNA-templated transcription.
AUGCAUGCCUCCAUAGAGAGGGGCCGCUCGGAUGUAAACGAUGCAUGCCUCAUAGAGGGGGGCCGCUCGGAUGAAACGGAAGAGGUGCCAGAGGUUCAAGAAAAAGAGGAGAAAAAGAAGAAAAAGUCCAAACCAUUGGAAAGGCGGUCAACAAGGACCAGGAAAUUCAUCAGUUACAGGUUUGAUGAAUUUGAUGAGGCGAUCGAUGAAGCAAUAGAGGAUGAUGUCAGGGAUGCUGAUGGAGGAGGUGUGGGCCGAGGAAAGGAUAUGUCCAAUAUCACCGGUCAUCAUGGCAAAGACAUAGCCACCAUUUUGGAAAGCGAAAGGACAGAAGUAAAACGGCCGCCAAGAGUUGCCGCGCGUCGCAAGAAGCGCCGGCGACUGAACGACCUGGACAGCGACAGCAACCUAGAUGAAGAUGAGAGCGAGGACGAGUUCCGGAUCAGUGAAGGCUCCCAGGAAGAUUUUGUUGUCUCUGAUGAAAAUGCCGAGGAAAGCGAAGACCAGCAGUCCAAUGACAGUGACUUUGGAGCAAGGCGGCCUCGGAGGCAUUACCAGCGGCCCGUGAGGAAAAGCACGCGGCUGAGAAAGCGCGUACGAAGGUAUUCAGACGAUGAAGAAGACGACGAUGAUGAUUCUGAUGAGGAUGGCCAGGAGUCAGAGACUGACAACAGUAGCGCUUACAGCGAUGACUAUCUGGAGACCAGGAGGAGGCGAUCACGGAGAAAUCAGAAGAGACAAGUCAACUACAGGGAAGAUUCUGAGAGCGACAGAUCACUGAAGAGAGCUCGCUACGGGCGAGGGAAGGAGAUGAGACGAGUACUUAAACGGAGAUUCUCCAGCUCGGAAAGCAACGCGAGCAAGUUAUCUGGCGACUCCGAAGACGAAAAGCCCAAAAUCCCCAAAAAGCUGCUGAGGAAACGCAUCCGGAGUUCAGACGACGAGCCGUCGGAGGAAGAAGAGGAGAAGCCCAUCCGAAAGCGUCCGAACCGCAUCGAGACGGACGAAGAGGACGAAGAAGCGGACGCCAAGCCCGUCGACAGCAGCGACAAAAAGUCCUUCAUCUACUCCUCACUGAGGGAAUUUCUUAAGGAGAACGUCUCAAUAAGAGGGAUGGUCUACAGAGGGUCUAUUGACAUUGAGAGCUGUGCUAAAAACUAUGCCCUCCUUGGCAACUUGGGAGGCUGUCAGUAUUACUUUACCAUUCCAAAGUGA